Aplysia californica (California sea hare) is the source of this 2257-nucleotide messenger RNA. Its product is annotated as mollusk-derived growth factor. Gene Ontology annotation, biological process: adenosine catabolic process; inosine biosynthetic process. The record is from RefSeq and is marked provisional. Gene Ontology annotation, molecular function: adenosine deaminase activity. NCBI's taxonomy places the organism in Eukaryota, Metazoa, Mollusca, Gastropoda, Aplysiida, Aplysiidae.
UAUAUAAACACCCCAUUACUCUGGAACCCUCAGAGACGAUUGGUUAUCUGAGAGCCACAAGGAAAAAGUAACUUCACUUCGUAAGGACACGGGCAGGCAGACAUGUCGUCGUUCUCAACGCAUAAUUUCGUUGCUAUAGCAACGUUUGUCUGUUGGUUUUGUUGUCUCGCCACUGCUGCCCCCUUGACGAGCAAAGCCGCCUACUUGUUGAAACGUAACUCUCUCAUUGAGGAAGAUGCUUCGCGGAAACUUGGCGCUAAAAUUGUACUGACCAAUGAGGAGAAAGUGCUCGACGACUUCAUCUUGGCGGAAAAAAGAAAACUGAUUGACGACAGCCGAUUAAACCAAACGGAAUAUAUGCCAGCAGCAAGUUUCUACAGGUCUAAAGACUUUAUCGACACUACGUUCGCCUACAAGGUUAUUCAAGACAUGCCUAAAACAUUUUUUGCGACCAUUUCUCUUCUACCUCUGGAACAGUUCGCCGUGCAAAAUGAGCUGACGUUGUAACCCCUGCAGUUCUUCGAGCUAGAUGGCACCGUACAUGACGCAGAGUUCGGACUCAAUCUGUACAAGUCUGUCACGGAGGAGUUUCAACGGGAGUAUCCGGAUUUUAUCGGCGCUAAGAUCAUAUUGUCUGGCCUAAGGUUCAAGAGCCAGGAAGAGAUUUUGAAUGAGGUAAAGAUCGCAAUGGAUCUCCAUAAGAAGUACCCAGAUUUCUUCCUGGGGUACGAUCUUGUGGGACAAGAGGACCCCAACUUCUCGCUGCUUCACUACCUGGACGCUUUGCUCUACCCGUCUAUCCAGAAUCCUCCGUAUCGGCUGCCAUACUUUUUCCACGCUGCUGAAACCAACUGGCAGGAGACAGAGGUUGACUACAACUUGGCGGAUGCCCUGUUGCUCAACACCACAAGAGUUGGCCAUGGGUUCGCUCUUAUCAAACACCCGAGGUUCACAGAGCUGGCCAAAGAAAAUGGAGUCGCUGUGGAGGUCAAUCCUAUCUCUAAUCAGAUCCUGGGCCUCGUUAGAGACGUCAGGAACCACGCCCUGGUCCCCCUGAUAGCAGACGACUAUCCCAUCGUUAUCUCCUCUGAUGACCCCGGGGCCUGGGAGGCCUCACCGCUGUCUCACGACUUCUACGUGGCCUUGAUGGAUCUGUGUGGGAGAGACACAGCUCUCACCUUCCUAAAGCAACUCGCUCUCAACUCGAUACGGUACAGCGCCAUGUCUGACACAGAGAAAGUUGCCGCCAAAGCCAAAUGGACCACACAGUGGGACAAGUUUGUGAAGACGUCCGUAGAAGGUCUCAAGCCUCACAUAAAUGAUCGGAGCUAAGUAUCAGAAGAGUUAACGUCAGCACAACAAGGCUGUUAACGGAGCUGAAAUCACCACGUUCGGUAGUCAAGACUGCACAUAAUUUUAUGUGUAAAGAAACACGCUUUUGCAGAUGCCUCAAAACGACAAGGUUAUACACUGCAACUGCAACGCAAAGUGUAAAUCAGACAAGAUCAAGCGAAGAAUAGGUUGUGCUGGUUAAAUGGUUAAAGACGGCUGAAGCUAGCAAAUUUAACCCGCGUUAUGUUAAAGGCAGCGGCGUUAUGCAUUGAAUUAUGACUUCCCAGGGUUAUGUGAACCUUACACGACAACAUAAUAAAGCGAGGCUACCUCACUGUAUGGAUUUCAGCUCUUUGUUAAUUAUUGACUUAAAACAUGACACCUUAACGUUGCACAAAAGAAUUUAAACAAUUUUAGAUGAUUUCUUUAAAAAUGAUAUCUAGCCCUGUCUUUCUUAAUGUUCAACCUUGCGCAAGACUUUAAACUAUUUGCAAAGGUUUCUGUAGUUUGCGAAUGUAACCUGCGCUUAAAGGCAACCAUGUGUAACUUAGACCUCCAAUGGUUAUGCCAACCUUACAUGACAACGCAAUAAAGCAAGGCUACCUAUAUAAUACAUUUUAAUUCUCCAUGAAUUAUUCACUUAACUUCACUACAAAAUAUAGAUGUAGAUCAGAGUCACAUUGUAUGACAAACGAAGUCCAAUAUUACGUAAUAAUAAUAAUGAUAAUAAUAAUAAUAACAAUAAUAAUAAAUAAUAAUAAUAGACUCUAAUAAUAAUCAUUUACUUUUUAAAAUUUCGAGCACGAAUGUCGUAAAUAAAAAAUAAUCAACAACUUUUACUUUUCUUUUACAGCCGUGUAGCUGUUUUGAACAUGACAAAUUAUGUAUUUCAUAUUCAUUAUUAAACAGAAAUUGCACAACUGCA